Aspergillus affinis is the source of this 780-nucleotide messenger RNA. Its product is annotated as PRP38 family protein. The transcript has a single exon. The coding region runs from base 1 to 780 and encodes 259 amino acids. Gene Ontology annotation, cellular component: precatalytic spliceosome. The record is from RefSeq and is a predicted model, not a curated record. NCBI's taxonomy places the organism in Eukaryota, Fungi, Ascomycota, Eurotiomycetes, Eurotiales, Aspergillaceae.
AUGGCAUCCCACCGUGCCGAUGCCAGCACCUUACUCGACAACCGCGGUUACAAAGGCCCUCUAAUCCGCGGCGUCAACCCGGCCACGCUCUUCGAAAAAGCCGUCCGCGACCGCAUCACAGACUCCUACUACUGGAAAGAGCAAUGCUUCGGUUUAAACGCAGCGACACUAUGCGAUCGUGCCGUCGAAUUGACCGCCCUCGGAGGCACGCACGGUGUGGCUGAGAAACCCACCCCGUUCCUGUGUCUCGCGUUCAAGCUCCUCCAACUCAACCCAGACCACGACAUCGUGCUCGAGUACCUGAACUUCACGGACCCUUUUGGCGAAGAUGACGAAGGAGAAGGAGAAGGAGGAGAAGGGGAGGGGGCGCAUACUGGCCUCAGCCCGGAGGAACAGGCGCAGCGCAGCGUGAUGAAGCAGAAGGGCGACUUCAAGUAUCUGCGCGCGCUGGCGGCCUUCUAUAUCCGGUUGACGUUUGACGCGGUCGACGUGUACAAGGCGCUGGAGCCGCUGCUUCUCGACUACCGGAAGCUGAAGCGAAGGAUGGGUGACACUGUGGUCUUGACGUACAUGGAUCAGUUCGUCGACGACCUGUUGACUAAGGAUCGUGUGUGCGGUACCAGUCUGUGGAAGCUGCCGUCGCGGCAGCAACUGGAGGACUUGGAUCUGUUGGAGGAGCGUGAGAGUCCGUUGGCGGCAGAGCUGGAGGAAAUGGACCGGGAGAGCGAGGACGGGGAGGCGAGUGAGACGAAGUCGGCGAGGAGCGCGGGCGAUGAUUGA